UCCCCGGGCCAGGCUGGAUGAGCCGGGAGCUCCCCACCGCUGCCGGUCAUACCCCAGCUUCCAUCCGCAUCCCCAGGCCCGGACUGCUGCCGCAGCUGCCGUCCGCAGGAGCCCAGCACCCCCUCCCCGCUCACCCUUCGGCCAGCGAUCCCCGGCCCGGCCCUGCGCCCCCGUGCCCACUUCUCCUGACCCCUCGGCCGCCACCUCAGAAGGCUGGAGCAGGGACGCCGUCGCUCCGGCUGCCUGUUCCCCUUGGGUCCCCGCUCGCGCCCACGCCGGCCCCCACGCCCGCCCGCAGCCCUGCCCCUGGACACCGGAUAAGGCCCAGCGCACAGACCCCCUGGUGGACAGCAUGGACCGCCGCACGCUUCCCCUGGUCGUUGCCCUACUGCUGGCCGUCUGCAGCCUCAGGCCCACAAGUCUUGCAGAAACAGUCCAUUGUGACCUACAGCCUGUGGACGCCGAGGUGACAUAUAUUACGAGUCAAGUUUCUAAGGGCUGCGUGGCUCAGGUCCCCAAUGCCACCCUUGAAGUUCACAUUCUCUUCCUGGAAUCCUCAAGGGAGGUGUCAGAGCUGGAGCUGACUAUCCAGAAGUCCAAGCAAAAUGACACUCGGCCCCGAGAGGUGCUUCUGGUCCUCAGUGCAAACAAGAACGUGCUCCUGCGGUUACAGGCCCCAGGAAUCCCACUCAACCUGGCCUUCAACCCCACACUGAUCUUCCAAGGGCACCCAGGAGUCAACACGACACAGCUGCCACCCUUCACCACCCAGAAGCAGUUCCUCGACUGGGCAGAAGCGAAGGGCCCCAUUGCAUCUAUCGCUGAGCUGAACGACCCUCAAAGCAUCCUCCUCCGUCUGGACCAAGCCCAGAGGGUACCAUCCUCCUGCAAUCCGGAACCCCUCACGGACAUGGGCCACACUCUCGAAUGGAGCCCGCUCACUCGCGCCUCUGUCCGGGGCUGCCGUUUGGAAGGUGUGCCUGGCCACAAGGAAGCGCACAUCCUGAGGGUCCUGCCAGGCACCGAGGCCGGGCCCCGGACAGUGACCGUCAAGGUGGAGCUGCGCUGUGCUUCAGGGGAUCCCGACGCUGUGCUUAUCCUGCAAGGUCCGUCCUACGUGUCCUGGCUCAUCGACGCCAACCACAACAUGCAGAUCUGGACCACUGGUGAAUACUCCUUCAAGAUAUUUCCAGAGAAGAACAUCCGUGGCUUUGUGCUCCCGGAUACACCCCAAGGCCUGCUGGGGGAGGCCCGGAGACUCAACGCCAGCAUGGUAGCGUCCUUUGUGGAGCUCCCUCUGGCCAGUGUCGUCUCACUGCAGGCCCACAGCUGCGGUGGUGGGCCGCAGACCUCUCCCCCACCCGUCCGGACCACCCCUCCCAAGGAAAGCUGCAACCAGGAGCUGCUCCUGUCCCUGAUCCAGCCCAACUGCUCCAAAGAUGUCAUGACUGUGGUGCUCAAGAAAGAUCUCAUCUCGACUCUGAGGUGCACCAUCACAAGCCUGACCUUCUCGGACCCCAGCUGCCAGGCUGAGGACAGAGAUGACCAGUUUGUCUUGCGCAGCACCUACUCCAACUGUGGCAUGAAAGUGACAGAAAAUGUGGUCAGGAAUGAGGUGGUCGUCAACCUCUUGUCAAGCUCAUCACCACAGUGGAAGAAGGUGCACUGCAUCAACAUGGAGAGCCUCUCCUUCCAGCUGGGCCUGUACCUCAGCCCACACUUCCUCCAGGUCUCCCACACCAUCGAGCUGGGGCAACAGGGCUUUGUGCAGGUGAGCAUGUCCCCGUCAAUCCCGGAGCUCAUGCUCCAGCUGGACAGCUGCCGCCUGGAUCUGGGGCCUGACGCGGACACCGUGGAACUCAUCCAGAGCCAGACCACCAAGGGCAGCUGUGUAAGCCUGCUGUCCCCAGGCCCUGGUGGGGAUGUGCGCUUCAGCUUCCUCCUCCGUGGCUACAUGGUGCCCACACCCACGACCGGCACCCUCAGCUGCACCAUAGCCUUGCGUUCGAGGAGUUUGUCCCCGGACACCCACAGGACUAUCUCUACGCGUCUGAACAUCGUCAGCCCUGGCCUGCCUGGUGACCAUCCUUCCCUUGCGUGCGCAGACAAAGGCCUUGUCCUGCCCGCCGUGCUGGGCAUCACCUUUGGCGCCUUCCUCAUUGGGGCCCUGCUCACCGCCGCACUCUGGUACAUCUACUCGCACACGCGUCCCCCUGGCAAGCGGGAGCCCGUGGUGGCGGUGGCUGCCCCGGCCUCCUCAGAGAGCAGUAGCACCAACCACAGCAUCGGGAGCACCCAGAGCACCCCCUGCUCCACCAGCAGCAUGGCGUAG
Molecule: messenger RNA, 2332 nt
Organism: Odobenus rosmarus divergens (Pacific walrus)
Lineage: Eukaryota; Metazoa; Chordata; Mammalia; Carnivora; Odobenidae
Gene: ENG
Product: endoglin
Exons: 15
Coding region: 353-2332 (659 amino acids)
Biological process (GO): vasculogenesis
Source: RefSeq, a predicted model, not a curated record